Cottoperca gobio is the source of this 2539-nucleotide messenger RNA. Its product is annotated as zinc finger protein OZF-like. The record is from RefSeq and is a predicted model, not a curated record. The transcript is spliced from 4 exons. The coding region runs from base 245 to 1972 and encodes 575 amino acids. NCBI's taxonomy places the organism in Eukaryota, Metazoa, Chordata, Actinopteri, Perciformes, Bovichtidae.
CUUUCUUUCUUUUUAAGUGGAUAGAUGAUUCUAGUCCACCCUCCAACACAGUAGGUGGCGGUAAUUCAUUUUAACACUGGUUGACACCCGCCGUAAAACCAACGAAGAAGAAGAAGCCAUGCAGCGGAAGUAAACAGUACAGGCACUAUUAGCGUUAGCUCAGCUCUCUGGAUGUAUGAAACUAGCAGGGAGACGAUGUUGUAGUCGUUGCGUGGAUGAAUAUUUGACUUCUAGUUAAGCAACAAUGUCUUCAGUUGAGUGUUUGAGAGAGUUUGUCAACGAGCGACUAAAUGCUGUUGCUGAAGAAAUAUUCGGAGUUUUCCAGGAAGCUGUCGUCGAGUACGAGGCAGAGAUCCAUCGUCAGCGCAGACUGCUGGAUGUCGUUUGGAAACCCGAAAUAAAGUUACACAGGAUAGAGCUCCCACAGCAACAUGUCUGUAAGGAGGAGGAGGUCCUCUCUGACCAGCAGCUCUGUAUUCAGGAGAGGAACUCCAGUCUGGACCAAGAGGACCCAGAGCCUCCACAGAUUAAAGAGGAGCAGGAGGAACUCUGCACCAGUCAGGAGGGAGAGCAGCUUGUACUGAAGCAGGAGACUGAUACCUUUAUGUUGACGCCUACUGAUGAGGAAAGUGACCACCAGCUCCUCUCUCACAACUCUCAUGUAGCUGAGAGCCAAGAUCAGAAAGGAGGCAAGCAUGGAGACUCAGGCUCAACUAGAACUGCAGAGCCAAAUCAACAGAAUCAACAGAGUCUACAUCACGAAAGCACAAGUCACAGUAACAAUGUAGACAACCCUCACCUGUCAGAGAUGCACUGUGAUACUCACACAGGUAAACAGCCUUUAAAAUGUGACACAUGUGGAAAAGACUUUCAGUAUAAAUCAAAACUAGAGACCCAUCUGACAAUCCACACAGGUGAGAAGCCGUUUGCAUGCAAAACAUGUGGGAAAGCUUUCAGAAAAAAGAGUUACUUGGUAAUGCACAUGAAAACCCACACAGGUGAGAAGCCAUAUUCUUGCGAAACAUGUGGGAAAGGAUUUACUCAGAAAUCAACAUUGAACUCUCAUAUAAGAAUCCACACAGGUGAGAAGCCGUUUGCAUGCAAAACAUGUGGGAAAGCUUUCAGAAAUAAUCGUUACUUGGUAAUCCACAUGAAAACCCACACAGGUGAGAAGCCAUAUUCUUGCAAAACAUGUGGGAGAGCUUUCACAAAUAAUUUUCAAUUGGUAAUCCACACAAGAAUCCACACAGGUGAGAAUCCAUAUUCUUGCAAAACAUGCAAAAAAUGUUUCCAAUAUAAUAGUCACUUGACACGCCACAUGAGAACCCACACAGGUGAGAAGCCAUAUUCUUGCAUAAUAUGUGGGAGAGCUUUCACAAAUAAUAGUCAAUUGGUAAUCCACACAAGAAUCCACACAGGUGAGAAGCCAUAUUCUUGUAAAACAUGCAAAAAAGAAUUCCAGCGUAAUUGUCAUUUGAAAAGCCACAUGAGAACGCACACAGGUGAGACGCCAUAUUCUUGUAAAACAUGCAAAAAAGAAUUCCAGCGUAAUUGUCAUUUGAAAAGCCACAUGAGAACGCACACAGAUGAGAAGCCAUAUUCUUGCAAGGCGUGUGGGAAAAGAUUUAAUCAGAAAUCAUCAUUAAACUAUCAUAUAAGAAUCCACACAGGGGAGAAGCUGUUUGCGUGCAACACUUGUGGAAAAUAUUUCCGAUGUAAUAGUAACUUGAAAGUCCACAUGAGAACCCACACAGGUGAGAGGCCAUAUUCUUGUAAAAUAUGUGGGAAUGGAUUUACGAGUAAAUCAUCAUUGGACUAUCAUAUAAGAAUCCACACAGGUGAGAAGCCAUAUUCUUGUAAAACAUGCAAAAAGAAAUUCCAGUGUAAUGAUAGCUUGAAAGUCCACAUGAGAACACACAUGGGGGAAAAGCUGCAUCACUGCAGCACAGAGGGUCCAGAGAUUAAAGAGUAACAGGAGGAACUAAAAGGAGUUUGACACUCCUGACUUCAGGGUUACACUCUGUAAUAAGUGUUGGAUCAUAUACUAUUUCUACACACUACCUCAGCAAUGAGGUCACUGAGGUUAUUUCUUCGUUUCUUCGUCUGUUUUGGGUUAUUGGAUUGCAAUGGGAUAGUGCUUGAUCACCUGAAUGUACAGGUGUAAAUGCAGCCAUGAUGGACAUGGCUGGUGGGAUGCUGGGCUUCAGAAGCUCGUGUGUAAUGCAUACUGGUACAUGCAGGCAGUCCCUGCACGGCUCCGCGAGCAGGAGAACUCAGCUUUAGGAUUCAGGGGGAUCUAUUGGCAGAAAUGGAAUAUAGUAUUCAUAACUAUGUUUUCUUUAGUCUAUAAUCACCUGAAACUAAGAAUCGUUGUGUGUUCAUUAGAUUAGAAUGAGCCCUUCAUAUAAAACAUAAGGAGCGUGUCCUCUUCCACUGACUUACAUUUUUUUCGUAAAUGCAUUUGUAUGAACAUGGAGAUAAUGGUAUGUGUUGUAUUUCAUUCCAAGUAAUUACAAUAAAUUAAUUUACUUCCCUUAAA